Messenger RNA from Erythranthe guttata (spotted monkey flower), 499 nucleotides. The record is from RefSeq and is a predicted model, not a curated record. Lineage: Eukaryota; Viridiplantae; Streptophyta; Magnoliopsida; Lamiales; Phrymaceae.
CCUUAUUAUUAUUGAUCUUGAUUCAAAGGGGCUUUAGAAUUUUAUGUAUUAGCAAAAUGGCAAAAUGUAAUAACUCAAAUAAAAUCCACUCCACCAAUAUAUAUAUAAAUUUGAAGGUGGUGAUUGGAUGGUAAAAUAAAUUGAAAAAUGAGGAACUCAUUGUUUAUAAUGAUUUUGUUGAUGAUGGUAGGAAUGGUGGCGGUGAAUAGUGCGCAACCAGUUCGCCCGACGAAAGCACAAUGCAGCGACGAGAGGAGGGACGGAUUCAGUGCAUGCAAGUUCACCCUAAUUUACAGGUUGCCGCCUUCGGCCAAGUGUUGUAGGCGAAUCAGAGAAACUCAUACCGAAUGCGUUUGCCCUUUGAUCACGCCAAAAGUCGCGUUUCUGAUCAACGUCAAUUGGGCAUUAAAAACAAUUAGAAAGUGUGGGAGAGAAGUCCCGCGCAAUUUCAAAUGUGGAAGUAUUACCACACCGCCAAUAUAAUAGAGCAAUCUCUUCA